Phoenix dactylifera (date palm) is the source of this 1805-nucleotide messenger RNA. RefSeq names its product UDP-galactose transporter 1. Lineage: Eukaryota; Viridiplantae; Streptophyta; Magnoliopsida; Arecales; Arecaceae. The record is from RefSeq and is a predicted model, not a curated record.
CCAAAGGCCAAAGCCUCUCUUGUUUGGAAAUGGAGGGGGUUCGGCUCCCCAUUUACGAGUCCUAAUAGUUCUUGUUGCUUUCUUUUAUUUAUAUAAAAGAAGGCAGAAAGAAGGAAGGAAGGAAAGAAAAAGAGUGGAGAGAGAGAGAGAGAGAGAUCGGCAUCGUCAUCAUCAUCACGCCUCUCCGGUGGUCGCAUGGAAAGCGCAGCCCCGCUUCGGCUGAUGCUCCUGCUGCGUACUUCGCCGCUUCCACCUCCUCCCCCAGCUUCCUCACACGCCUUCUCCUCCUCGGCUUUCUUCAAAUAGGCUUCUUGGAGGGCGGUUUUAGCUGGGAUUUAAUUCGACCAGAUCUGGGGGGAGGGGGCUUUAAAUCUCUGGAUCGGCCGUUUCGACUGGCGAAUUGGAGAGAGAUAGAGAGAGAGAGAGAGAGAGGGAGAGAUCGGAUCGAAGCGGGGAGAGGAGAUGGAGGAGAGCCGGCUGUUGCAUUGGGGGAUGUUCCGGGCGGUGCUGGCCAUCCUCCAGUGGUGGGGUUUCAACGUCACCGUCAUUAUCAUGAACAAGUGGAUCUUCCAGAAACUGGAUUUCAAGUUCCCUCUUACAGUCUCAUGCAUCCACUUUAUAUGCUCUUCUAUUGGAGCAUAUAUUGCCAUCAAAUUGCUUAAAAUUAAGCCGCUGAUUGAGGUUGAUACUGAAGACCGUUGGAGAAGGAUAUUUCCUAUGUCAUUUGUGUUCUGCAUCAACAUUGUUCUGGGGAACGUGAGCUUGCGGUACAUUCCGGUUUCGUUCAUGCAGACAAUAAAAUCAUUUACUCCUGCAACAACUGUCAUUCUGCAGUGGUUAGUGUGGAGAAAAUAUUUUGAGUGGCGCAUAUGGGCUUCUCUGGUACCCAUUGUUGGGGGGAUUCUUUUAACCUCCAUAACAGAGCUUAGUUUCAACAUAUUUGGAUUUUGUGCUGCUUUGUUUGGUUGUCUGGCUACAUCUACAAAGACUAUUCUAGCAGAGUCGCUACUUCAUGGAUACAAAUUUGACAGCAUAAACACGGUAUAUUACAUGGCGCCAUUUGCAACCAUGAUACUGGCUGUUCCAGCGACAUUACUCGAAGGGGGUGGAGUUAUCAACUGGUUCUACACACACCAAUCAAUUUGUUCAUCGCUGAUCAUAAUUUUCAGCUCAGGAGUUCUGGCCUUUUGCCUCAAUUUCUCUAUAUUCUACGUCAUCCAUUCGACGACUGCCGUCACUUUCAACGUUGCAGGCAAUCUCAAAGUUGCGGUUGCUGUCAUGGUCUCAUGGUUUAUCUUCCGGAACCCAAUCCCUGCUCUUAAUGCCAUCGGAUGUGCAAUUACACUGUCAGGCUGCACUUUCUAUGGGUAUGUUAGGCACAAGCUAUCCCAGCAACCUGCUGUUCCUGGAACUCCGCGAACUCCCCGCACUCCCAGGAGUCGAAUGGAGAUGCUUCCACUUGUAAACGAUAAACAAGAUAAAGUUUAGCAUCACACCCAUACGCACGUCGAAGGAACCUCUUCUAACUAUUUAUCAGCAUUCAUGAUAGAUUUAGCGUAGAGAAGAGCAAUGUACAAGCUGUGUGGUCACCUUUAUAUCUCCAGGAAGCCGAUGACCCAGUUUUCAGUCAGUUACAGGCACCAUAUUAAAUGCAAAAGUUUCAGCAGCCGUGAGGGCUCUGGUUUUUCAUUUGCCAUGUAAUUGUUACGGUUGUUUAAAAUUAUACUCGAGAAAGAGUCUUUUCUCAUUUUUUUCCUUUGAACCUUAUCCUACUUAGUACAGAGUUACUCUAAUAUUAGAUGUUA